AAUUAAAAAAAAGAUAAAGAGGAAAUUAAACUAAAAUUCAAAUUAAUCUUUAUUGCUAGAAAUGCAUAUAAAUCAUCCGAGGAGAAUUUAUUGAAUCUGAAAAAUUAAUUUCUUUAGAUUCAAAUUUUAAAGCGUAAGAGAUUAAUACGCUGACAAAUGUUUCAGGGUUACUUCAGGAAAGGUGAGGUUGAGCUGAAAUUAUCUUCCUACAACGAAGCGCUUGAAUCUUACAAUAAAGCCCUGUCCUUGCAACCGAACGAACCUAAGAUUUUGGAAGCGAUGAACAAAGCGUCCAGGUCAUUGAUUAAAGACAGAAGAGCUGAUCAACAGAUUCCAUGGCUUGGAGCUGGCGUCGGUAUUAUAUUAGGAGUCACAGUUGUGAUCGCCGACUAUGUUUUUACAAACAAGCCCACUCUGACGCAUCCUUUGUUGAUGGCGUUAUUAACAAUGUCUGUAGCGAUGAUUGGUUUUGGCAUCGCCAAGGGACUCCGUUAUUUUCUAAAACAUCAAAGAAAGUCGAUCCUGAUGGGAGACUUUCCUCUCGGUUUAUAUUUACUAGAAACAAACGAAUUGGAUGAUGUCUACGUAAAAGAAAGUAUUGAUACAAAGAAAAAAAUACGGUAAGGCAAUGACUCCGCACAGGAGGAAUAGAGAGUUUGUCUUGAUCAUUUAUUUCAAUGCAAUCUACGAGCAAUCUAAAAUAAGAGAUACGAUAAUGUUUCGAAACAUCAAGUAUAUAAAUAAUAACGCGAGACGAAUAGAACUAAUUGAUUAUUCGACUAGAUGUCUAUCGAAUACUACUGCUGUCUAAUAUUCAAAAGUUUGAUACCUUUAAUAUACUGUUAUUUUUAAUUUUACAAGGCAUGUAUAAGGCAUGUAUAUUUAUAUCUCGCAAUCGAAAGUGAAUCCAAUCUAUUUACUGUCCAAUCUAGUUAUUAAAUCUAUUAUUUGUACAUUUCUUCACAAUAAUUCCACGAAUAAUUUUUAUACAAACUGCGAAAGAUAAUUACAAUGAAACGUAAACUAACGAUUAAUUAUGUAUACAUGCCAGUAUAUCUAAUUAUAUAUGAAUUAUCAUAAAGUAUGAACGUAGUUCUUAAGAAGUAGCUUGUUCAAAACACUAUUAAGAAUAUUACAUUUGCCUCACAUUCCUUGCAAC
This is a messenger RNA of Pogonomyrmex barbatus (red harvester ant), 1159 nucleotides long. Its product is annotated as protein STIP1 homolog. NCBI's taxonomy places the organism in Eukaryota, Metazoa, Arthropoda, Insecta, Hymenoptera, Formicidae. The record is from RefSeq and is a predicted model, not a curated record. Gene Ontology annotation, molecular function: Hsp90 protein binding.